GACUGUCCUGUAGGAAGUUUAGUCUCUUGUUCACACGCUUAAAGGUAAGCAGCACUCCAUGGCUUAGUAGUGAACAAAGAUUUAGUAGAAGAGACUCAUUUCUAAGACCAUGAAGAGAUUUUGCUAUACAUCAUGCCCUACUACAGCUCUGUUGAUGAUGCUGGUCUCAGCCUCUGUGAAAGAGAGCAAAUGUCUACCAGACCCUCAUCAGAGAGAGCUAUUACUCCAGGAGGAAGCCUCCAGGCAGAUCGGUGGCAGAGUGGCGCUCAGUGCGGCAGAGCUUCGUCUUGACUCUUUACUUCAUAAACUGAAAGAGCAAGAGAUGAAGGCUUCACAUUUUCCUCCAGCUAUGCACUUCUUUAAAGCAAAGCCUUACAUCCAAAAAAGUCCUGUGUUUAAACUUUUACAAAAAAUGCCAAAAGGUGCAAUCCUACACAUCCACAGUUCUGCGCUGGUAAGCGUGGACUGGCUCGUGAUGAACGUAACCUAUCGGCCUCACUGCUAUGUUUGUUUCACUUGGACGGGUCACGUGCAGUUUGUAUUCUCUGCAAGGCAGCCGUUCCAACGUUUAGGCUGCUCUCAAUGGAACCUGUUGGAGAAACUGAGGGCCACCAUGAGUGACGUACCUGCUUUUGACAAGAGUUUGAUGCGGAACCUCACGCUCUUCACUGAGGAUCCCGAUGCGGCUUACCCGACCCAGGACGAAGUGUGGAAUCAGUUUGAGCAAAUAUUUACCUCAAUCUCAGGGCUGAUCACCUAUGCACCUGUUUUUAAAGAUUACCUCUAUCAAGGCCUCCUGCAGCUCUACAAUGACAAUAUCAUGUAUCUGGAGCUGAGGACAGGUCUGUCCCAGACAUAUGAGCUUGAUGGCACUCUCCAUGACAGAGUAUGGUCUAUUCAAACCUACAAAAAUCUAACUGAGCAGUUUAAGUUGGAGCAUCCAGACUUCAUUGGGAUGAGAAUAAUUGUAUCUGUCCAUAGGAUACAGAACUUAUCUAUGAUCAAACAAGCAGUAAAAGAUACCAUAAAGAUGCAAAAGUACUAUCCAGAGAUCAUCGCUGGCUUUGAUCUGGUUGGGCGUGAGGAUGGAGGAAAUUCUAUAUGGUAUUAUCGGGAUGCUUUAUCAGUCCCAACUCAGGUUAAAGCCAAACUUUCCUAUUUCUUCCAUGCAGGCGAGACUGACUUGUACAGCACAGAUGUUGACAGGAACAUUCUGGACGCUCUGUUAUUUAACACUACACGUAUUGGGCAUGGUUUUGCCCUGGCACAUCAUCCCCUGGCGAAAGAGCUGUCCAGGAAAAUGGGAGUGCCAGUGGAAGUAUGUCCUAUAUCCAAUCAGGUGCUGAAGCUGGUCUCAGAUAUGAGAAAUCACCCUGCUGCAGUGUUAAUGUCAGAGGGACAUCCAAUGGUGGUGAGCUCUGAUGAUCCCACCUUGUUCGGCACUGACGGACUCACCUAUGAUUUCUACGAAGUCUUUGUAGGAAUCGGAGGUCUGAGUGCCAAUGUAGGAACGCUGAAGGAGUUGGCAAUGAAUUCAAUCAGGUACAGUUCCUUGCCACCGGUGCUUAAGGAAAAGGCCAUGGCUUCAUGGCAACAAAAGUGGAACAAAUUUAUAGCAGAGAAUUCACCACAGGGAGAAGAAAGAACACUUGAAUAAUAAUUUCACAUAGAAAAAU
Molecule: messenger RNA, 1676 nt
Organism: Tachysurus vachellii
Lineage: Eukaryota; Metazoa; Chordata; Actinopteri; Siluriformes; Bagridae
Gene: ada2b
Product: adenosine deaminase 2b
Exons: 10
Coding region: 110-1657 (515 amino acids)
Biological process (GO): adenosine catabolic process; inosine biosynthetic process
Molecular function (GO): adenosine deaminase activity
Source: RefSeq, a predicted model, not a curated record